This is a messenger RNA of Drosophila albomicans, 4509 nucleotides long. RefSeq names its product glutactin. Bases 2380 to 4407 code for a protein of 675 amino acids. The record is from RefSeq and is a predicted model, not a curated record. The transcript is spliced from 5 exons. NCBI's taxonomy places the organism in Eukaryota, Metazoa, Arthropoda, Insecta, Diptera, Drosophilidae.
AGUUAACUUCUAAUAUUUCGAUUGACAUUCGAUUGUAGUUGACCGAGAACCGGUUUAAGUCGAUAUAGGAUGAUAUUGACUUUCGAAGGCAUCCUUAUUCUUGCUCUGUGGCAUUCCUUUGAUAAUGUGCAAGGAAUUGUGGUCGGAGCACCUGCUCCUUGCGAUGCCUAUUGCUUCAAAGAGCUGAAACCCUUGCAUAACACAAUUGCCACACUGUAUAACCGUUUGACCGAAUACGAAACGAUGCAAUUUGUCAAUGCGAGUGCCAGACUGGAUAAAAUUGAUAAAGAGUUAAAGACACAGAAAUUCAGGGUGUCGGCUAAUACGCAACGCAUUUCAAGAAAUAGAAAGAAUUUGAGCGAUCAAAUGAAAUCAAUUGAAAAGCGUAAGAGGGAAUUGCGAAAACCCUUUGUUCAGAUCGGAUCUGGAUAUUAUUACAUUGAGAGUGCGUUGCAACUCACUUGGUUUGCAUCCGUCUUUGCAUGCCAUCGACACGGUGGCCAUUUGAUCACGCUAAAUAAUCAAGAGGAACUGGAUGCAAUCAUUCCGAAAUUGUAUGCAAAGGGCACCUACUGGACUGACGUCAAUGAGCUGUCAAUUGAUGAAUACGUAUCGAUCACCACUGGAUCGAGAGCUGAAUUUUUUAAUUGGAGAAGAGGAGAACCAAAGGUAAGUGCAAGUGAGGAAUGCGCAGGCAUCCAAGGACCAAGGUUUGAAAUGAUUGAUCUGAAUUGCCGGUCGAAAAAUUAUUUCAUAUGUGAGGCAUUUGAGGAAUAAAUUUAUUGAAAAUUGUUUCAAUAUGGAAAUGUAGAUAGUAAAUGUCAACAUUUUCUUGCGGACUCUUGAAUAAUUUAUUAUUGAUGGCGAUCUUAAAAAUUUCCCAAAUAUUUAUAUCGCAAUCUUUCAAACAGUUUAUUAUAGUAACAUUGACGAUCUUAAUUUGGAUGUGAUAAUAGAAUUAUAUACAUCCAUCUGAGUAACAAAAGUGUAACGUUUGAAGUAGUUCGAUUAUACAUAGCUCCAAAGCUCAAUACGAAUCUGUGAGAUUUAUAAAACUGUUUUAUAGAUAACCAACCAUAAGUUGUAGAAAACUUUGAAUCUAUGUGACUAAUUGUAGGAUGUUAUCUACAUCUAUUAUGUAAUUAUUGCUUUAAAGCGAAUAAUACACAUUUGUUAAAUAGUGUAAAGUAUUAAUUGGCUACAGUUUGUGUUCUAAAGUUAGCGAGCGUAGUUAACCUCUAAUAUUUCGAUUGAGAUUCGAUUGUAGUUGACCGAGAACCGCGUUCAAGUCGACACAAGAUGUGGAGAUAAGGAGAACCAAAGGGAGGAACAAAUACGGGAUGCGUGAAUAUUGAAGGACCAAAGUUUGAAGUGAAAAAUUUCAAAUGCGCCACUGAGAAUUAAAUCGUAUGUGAGGCAUUUGAGCAGCAAAAUAAUACGAGCAUAUUAAUGAUUUGAUUUGUAAAUGUGAUUUAACACUUUCUUGCGGGUCGAGUAUAAAUAUAUUGUUUGAAUAAUUCAUUCGGAGGUGGCAUUCUAAAGAAUUCUCCAAGUAUUAUGUUAUCAUCAACGGGUUAAAUUUAUGUUAAAUUAUUGAUAAUGUAUGUGAUAAUACAAGCAUAUAUACAUAAAUAGCAAGAAGAGUUAAGAGUUCAGCUCAAAAAGGUUGUUGACCUGUCAAAGUUUAUAGCGGCUGCCUGUUUUAAGGUUUUGUAUUUAAUGGUAAAUGCUUUCACCCGCUGCUCGCAGUGAUUAAUUUUGAUGUGCGCGAAUUGAGACUAAGUCCGAAAACCAGUAGCCGCAAAUCUCCGUCCGCCGCCGCCGCCAUCGAGAUGAAUAUUAAUUAAAAAUUUAAAUUCAUUUGACCCGCAGCUUUAAAAGCAUAAUUGAAGCUUGGACUUUCGUCGUGAGAAAGACAAACGUCAGAAGACCGACAAAACUAUUUACGAGAAUACGUCGACAACUAUUAAUGCUGUGUGUUACCAAAUGUGACGAUCAGCUGACCAAAUUAGUUCAGCUCGUGAUUGGCUCAGCUGGAAUUGACCUCUUGCCGGACAAUUAGCAAAUUGCUGGAACUUUGUGAUGCUUUUACUUUUAAGAAGACCGCAACAACCACAACAACAACCGAAACCGAAACAACGUAAACAAAAACAAAACCGGAGCAAACGAAUUCCAUAAUUAAUUAUUUGCACACCAUUAAAAGCAAUGGGACACCGUUUUUCACAUCUCUUAUAUGCAUGGAUCACUAUGUAGUCUUCGAGUCUUCGAGUCUGUGAUGCCAUUCCAUUUUCGGCAUUCUUUUUUUCGGCGUUCUUCUUAGCAUAUACAUAUGGAUGCUAAAGGCCCGGCUCCGAGUCUCCAAGUCUCUGUUCAUGAUCUAUGCGCACCGGGGUGAAACUUUUUCUAUUUAUUUUUCUUUCUUUUCAUUCGCGGACAAGUUCGACCUGGGCAAAAAGCUCAACCGGAUUAUCUUCCAAGGUUCAGUUGAGUUUCGUGCGUAUUCGAGUGCUGUCGUCUUCAUUCUCCUGCUCAUCUAUGUCAUCUGGAUCUGUAGUCUUCGUCAUCGUCAUCGUUAUCGCUUUGCUCUUAGCUGUUGAGGCACGAGUGCGUGGCAAACAAUACGAUGAGGAGAAGGACACAAUUGUCGAGCUGCCCAAACUGGGCGCCAUUCAGGGCAAAGUCAUCGAGACAGCUUGGACUAAUCGAGAAGUUCUACAGUUUGUGGAUAUGAGAUACGCCGAGCCGCCAACGGGACAAUAUCGAUUCAAGCCACCGCGUCCCAUAGAGCCCUGGGAGGAUGUGAUGGAUGCGACAGCCGAGAAGAUUGGCUGCCCCUCGGUGGUGUCCAUGGAUUCGCUGACCAAGCUGGACGAUGUGCUUGACGUGGAGGAUUGCCUCACCAUGACAAUCACGACACCAAAUGUCACUGGCGCAUUGCCGGUGCUUGUCUACAUCCACGGGGAAUAUCUCUACGAGGGCAGCAACUCUGAGGCACCGCCAGACUAUCUGCUGGAGAAGGAUGUAGUGCUGGUGACGCCGCAGUAUCGCCUUGGCCCCUUUGGCUUUCUGUCCACCAAGACCGAUGAGAUUCCCGGCAAUGCGGGCUUCCUCGAUAUCUUUCUGGCGCUGCAGUUCGUCAAGCACUUCAUCACAUACUUUGGCGGCGAUCCAAGUCGAGUUACCGUUGCGGGUCAGGUGGGUGGAGCAGCCAUAGCGCAUCUGCUGACACUUUCGCCGAUGGUGCAACGUGGUCUGUUCAGUCAGGUGAUCUAUCACUCUGGCUCCGCCAUCAUGCCCAUCUUUCUGGAGGACAAUCCUCGCAAGCAUGCCCAGGAGAUUGCCCAAAAGGCCGAGUGCCAAAUGGUCACUGUGCGUGAUCUCAACAAUUGUCUGAUGGAGCUCAGCGCCAUGGAGCUGCUGAAUGCCUUUAUGGACCAUGCGUUGGAGAAGUCUGAUCUGGGCAUUGGACACACUGGAGGCAUACAGUUUACCAUCGGUGGACCGAGUGGCGUGUUGCCCAAGCAUCCCUAUGAUCUGAUGCUGGAGUCCAACUUCUCUUAUCCGGCCAUGGGCGGCUGUCCCAAGAACGCAGGCACGCGUGUGCUUAACGAGAUUGUGGAGAACGAUUUCGAGGGAAAGAUACCGGAUGACGAGUACAACACCUACAACUACAUUGAUCACAUCAUACGCCAGGUUGUGGGCACUGACAAGACCAUGCUCCUCACCAGCUUCAUCACACAUGACUUCUUCAAUCGCCAGCUGCUCGAGAAUGGCACUUUCGAUAUGCUGAUACCCAGGCUAAUUGAUGUAGCGGGCACACUGAACCACAAGCUUCCUGUGUUGUUGGCACUGAACAUGAACAACAAGCACAAUCCGGACAACACAUUCCUCUACUCUUUCGACUAUGCGGGCGAGUUCAAUCGCUAUCGCGAAAUGGACGAGGAAACGAAUAUGCAAAGUCCUUUCAAGGCAGGCGUUUCACUCACAGACGAGGCGCUUUAUCUUUUCCCCUAUCCGGAGCAUGUGCAGCGUCUCAGUCCGCCCGAUGAGGCAAUGGCUCGCCGCAUGGUGGAUCUGUGGACCAACUUUGUCAUCACUGGCAAUCCGCUGGGCUCCUACAAAGCAGGCUACUGGCCACCCAUGACCACACUCUAUGGCCCCUACAUGAAGAUCGACGAGACUCUCACCAUUGCUGGCAAUUACUUCAAUGAGUUCUCCGCCACUCUGCGUGAUGAGGAUCAGGGUCACAGUCUCAUUCGCGAGAUUUACUAUCUUCGCAAACGUGCUCAUCAGAAAUCUCAGGCUCAGCGCAAAAAACAGGCGACGGCUGUUGCCAGUAAACUUAAAAAAGUGCACGUUAGGAAGAGUCUUGUAAAGCGUCCCAAUCGCAACAAGAUACGCUUCUAAACUGUUUAAUUAGCAUAAUUAAAAUGAUGAAAAUUUAUAUUAAUUUAAAUUACAAUAUUGUAUUUAUAUGAAACAUAAUUUUGUACAUUCUUUAAUAUAGAG